Messenger RNA from Mercenaria mercenaria, 1344 nucleotides. RefSeq lists its product as uncharacterized. Lineage: Eukaryota; Metazoa; Mollusca; Bivalvia; Venerida; Veneridae. The record is from RefSeq and is a predicted model, not a curated record. Bases 69 to 533 code for a protein of 154 amino acids. The transcript is spliced from 4 exons.
UUGUAAAUGUAUAAAGUAAUUAUUUGUUUGAUUUACUUGGUUUGAGCUGUACUUACCAGACAGGAAGAAUGGCGCUUUUGGUAGUCCUAAAAGCAUUUGUAGUUGUCAUUUCAUUUCACUUGCUAUUUAACAUGGUGAUGGUGAAAUGCAACGAAACGUCAGAAACUUACUGCCCAAGCAGAGGAAAGGCAGCGAAUGGAAAAUGGAGAUUGAAUGAGAAAGACGGCUUAAGGUGUAUUCUGGAUUGUGACACUGGGUACAGUCCUAAUGGUUGUCACAUUUUAAGGCAAGAUGGAUAUGGUGAUUGGAACCAUAAUAUUACAAGGUGUGAAGAAGAAUCAUGGCUUAAUAAGAAGAAGGUCGCCUGUUUCACAGCAAUUGCUGGUAUCAUUGCUGCGUCUCCAUGGAUAUUUGGAGCUUUAGGGCAUUGUCAGUGCAAGAAGUCUGUUUGCGGGGCUUCAAAGCCUGGGCAUGACAGGGAUCAGCUGGACGGCGUUUUUGCAACUGAUAAGCAUCGCGGGUGGAGCAUGUGAUGGGCUAAUAGACUUUUUCUCAGAAACUCCUUGUGAGGUUGAAUAAGCAACACACACACACACACACAAAUGACAAGACACCGUUACAUUCUUUAACAUAUUACAGUAAAUGAAGUUGUUCAACCUACUUUUAUUAGCCGUCAUAUUUGAUUACUCUGACCAUUCACUGUAAUGGUCUUGCAUCUCGGGUACCUGUUCUUAGUAAUUUCUUCUGUUAUAUAUUUAUAUGCACUAUUCAUUUUGAAAUAGAACGAGUCAGUUUGUCUUCUAUGAAAAACCUGAAGUGUGAGUCCUAUUUAACCAUAAAUUAUUAUGAUUUGUUUCUAGUUUUUUUUUUGUUUUUUUAAAUGUACUAUGUCCGGUAGCAGUUUGUUUUUUUGUAUUUUACAAUUGUAUAUAAAGAAGAUAAGAGUAAGCAAGAGAUAACUUUUGUUUGAAAAUAUAAAAAUUUGUUCUUUUACCUGGUAUUCUAUUCUUAAAUAUGUGUACGUUUUUAUUUAGAUAACAGGAUUAUGCUGUUUCGUAGAAUUCAGUAUGUUUAUUUCAUCCGGUAAUACAUUUAUAAUUACAGUUUACUAAUUUUGGUUUUCUUUCGUUUGGAAUUCACGCAUCCACUCUAUUAUUGUGAUUAGAAAUUCUCUGCGGGGUAUAUGAUACCCAAUUUGAAAUUGUUCAAAGGUUUUGAUUGGCUUACUUUCUGUACCAAACAUGUAUUUCAUGUAACAUACAGUUUUUUAUUACAUAAAAAGAAAAAAGUUAGUGUUAAAUUAUUUGUUCUGAUAAUAUUAGAUGCAAAGUCUUUGUUGAACAU